AUGGAUGGAAACAGAGUUAAACGAAGACUUCUUUUUCUUUCACCAAGUGCUGCUUCUGGAAAAGAACGUGAAUGUAGGGUCGAAGAUUUUGAGAGUUUAUCAAGAAAAGCUAUAGGAGAAGGAGCAUUCGGGCAAGUAUAUAAGGUCAGACAUGUGGAAACAGGCAAUUUAUAUGCAAUUAAAGUAUAAUUUACUAUAAAUAUAUGGAAAAAUUUUUUUUUCUAAAAAUUACUAUAGUCCUUGGCUAUGCUAAAUUAUUAUGGAAUAAUACAAAAAAGCAGGAUUAUCGCAAAAGACAUGCUUCAGCAGCUGAGAAGAGAAAUUAGGAUCAUGUACUGUCUAGACCACCCCAACAUCAUAAAGCUGUAUAAUCACUUUGAGGAUGACACAAAUUUCUAUCUGAUUAUGGAACUAGCUGAAGGUGGCUCACUUUUCAAUAAAGUUGUGAAACUAAAAAGCUUUGAUGAACCGACAGCUGCUCAAUAUUUAAGAGAACUUGCUUUAGCAGUGCAAUACCUGCAUACGAGAGAUCCGCCAAUUAUUCAUAGAGAUAUUAAGCCGGAAAAUAUAUUUUUAGAUGGGGAUGGGAGAGCUAAAUUAGGAGAUUUUGGCUGGUCAAGCUUCAGUGAAGGAGAAAGAUCAACUAAUUUCUACAGAAUAAAUAUAUUUAUUUAAAUUUUUUUUAUAAAAAAAAUACAGACCAAAAGAUCAACUACUGUGGGACCUUGGAAUAUCUAGCACCAGAAAUGAUUGAUAGGAGCGGACAUGACACCAGACUUGACAUUUGGAACCUUGGAGUUCUAUUAUUUGAGCUACUAACUGGAAACGCUCCAUUCCAAUCAAAAAGCCAAACCGAGCUCUUCGCCAAAAUUAAAGCAGUAAAAAUAGGCUUCCCUAAAAGCUUCCCAGUAGCUGCAAAAGAUCUAGUUAGAAGACUAUUAAGGCCAAAUCCAGCAGAAAGAAUAACAAUUGAAGAGCUCCUUGAGCACACUUGGAUGCGGCAACACCCUCCAUCCCGCCCUACUGCAAAUUUAACAACAGAAAAGCAGCCACUUCCAGAAGUCCCAGAAGAUAGCGAAAUAAAAUUCCAAGACCAUGAAUACAAAAUUAUUUCGACACCUGAUGAGACCCAAAAAACAGCUAUAGGCAUAUCCUGUAAAUAGCCCGAUUUGGCUAGGGAUAGAGGCAAAACUUCCCACUUGGUUCGGCCAAAAUGGAUUGGCCGAACCAAAUGGAAGGGAGGCUUAUUUGUAACUUUCUAUUUAGUUCGGCCAGCUAGCACAAGAGCGAACGUUGCGUGUAAAAUUGAGAAAUAAUAUUUUGAGGCUUGAUGAAGAUAUCCACAAAGCAAACCAAAAUUUGAAGAGACUUGAAGAAAAACAGCAGAAAAUUGCCUUGGAAUCUCAUGCUGUUCAAAAAAAUGUAAAUUAAUUAGGGAGAUUUGAAGAUUUUAUUGGAAAUUUAUCAUAGAUUUGGAGAAAAAAUAGGGGUUUUAUUUGGUGGAUUGUAUUUUAAUGAUAUAAAAAAGCAUAAAUGACCUGAAAAUUCAAGCACUGCAAAAUGAUAUGACCAGUUAUGAUAGAGAAAGCUUGGGAUCUAAUAGUGAAGAAACAAGAGAUACCUUGUCCGCUUCACAAGCAAAGCUAAGACAAAUUGACUUUGAGCUUAAAAUGAAGCGAAAAGAAGAAAAAGAGCGAAAAAAUGAAUGCUUUAAUAAAGAGUUAAGGCUCUUUGUGAUGGAAAACACGCUAAGGGGGUUGAAAAAUGAAUCAAGAACUUUGAAGUGAUUUAUCAUACACUAAAUUAUAUUAAUAAUAAUUAUAAAGUUUUAUAUCAUAUUUUCUUUAUAAUUUAGGAUAUUUUAUUGUUUUUUAAAAUUUAUAAUUUAAUUUUUUUCAGUAUAACUCAAUAUCAAAAUUAAAGCAUCAAGUCGUGGAGCUUAGCACUGUCAUUGAAAUGCUUUCAGACGAAUCUCCAGUGCCAUUAAUUUCUUCUAGCCUAGAAAGCAUCCAUUUCCAGCUAAGCGCUAAACCAGAAAUCCAAAGAGUUAUUGAGACUGCAGAAGAAGACAUAAAAGCGAAAGAAAUACAGCUCAACGAUCUUGAAAAAGGUAUCAUAGAACUGCAAACAGUUUUGCAAUUACAAAAAGAUGUCAAGUCUUUAAUGCGAAUUAAUGCUGGAUAA
Molecule: messenger RNA, 2184 nt
Organism: Blepharisma stoltei
Lineage: Eukaryota; Ciliophora; Heterotrichea; Heterotrichida; Blepharismidae
Source: the annotation of a GenBank genome assembly